AUGAACUCAAUAGAUAUUCAACCCCUUUUUCGAAUGAAAGAUUUAUUGGAAAAAUCUCUAGUUAAAUUAGAAGAAGAGAAAUUAGAUGAAUUGGGGCAAAUGGGAGCCAUCCAAGCCUUUGAAGUUAGUUAUGAAUUUUUGGGUCAAGAGGGAAAAGAAGCUCGUAGUCCUCGCGAAACUUUUCGUUUAGCCGCUCAAUUUGGUUAUUUGGAUAAUCCCCAAAUAUGGUUCGAUUUUGGUAGUCAAAGAAAUUUAACUACUCAUACUUAUCAAGAGGAGAUUUUACGCGAACUACUAAACCUUUUACCAAAAGAAAAAGACCACCAAAUUUUACAGCAAAUACUAAGUAAAUAUCCUUACCAAUUCUAUGCUUAUGGUUCCCGAGUAAAAGGAACUGCCCGAAAGUUUUCCGACUUAGAUAUUUGUUAUCAAGAAGAGAUACCUCUUUCUGUCAUCAGUCGAAUUAGGGAAGAAUUAGAAGAAUCAGACUUGCCUUUUAUGGUCGAAUUAGUAAAUUGA
Molecule: messenger RNA, 519 nt
Organism: Funneliformis geosporum
Lineage: Eukaryota; Fungi; Glomeromycota; Glomeromycetes; Glomerales; Glomeraceae
Source: the annotation of a GenBank genome assembly